Canis lupus familiaris (dog) is the source of this 2828-nucleotide messenger RNA. It is a transcript of the gene OTOP2, whose product is annotated as otopetrin 2. The record is from RefSeq and is a predicted model, not a curated record. Gene Ontology annotation, biological process: proton transmembrane transport. Lineage: Eukaryota; Metazoa; Chordata; Mammalia; Carnivora; Canidae. Gene Ontology annotation, molecular function: proton channel activity. Bases 248 to 2020 code for a protein of 590 amino acids. Gene Ontology annotation, cellular component: membrane. The transcript is spliced from 7 exons.
CUUACCUUAUCUGGCUCCCGCGCUCUCUUCCCUAAAUUCAGCUCGGAGAAAAGAUGGAUCAUGUGAGUGGGACUGAGAGAUUUAUGGAGCUGAGCUCCCGCGGCUGUAAAUCACCCUGCCCUCCCCAGUAUAAAGCGCCCGUACAGCCCGGUGUGGGGCAGAGGAGACGCUCGCCGCCCCCUGACCCCCGGCUCAGCGCGGGCUCCCGGACCAGCCAGUGACCCUCCCACCUCCCCCGGUCGCCCCCAUGUCGGAGGACUCGGCCCCGGGCCCCGAGGAGAGCCCGCCAGCGCCGCGGGCAGGCUCCCGCGAGGUGUGGAAGAAGGGCGGCCGCCUGCUGUCCGUGCUGCUGGCCGUGAACGUGCUGCUGCUCGCCUGCACGCUCGUCAGUGGCGGCGCCUUCAACAAGGUAGCGGUGUAUGACACCGACGUGUUCGCGCUGCUCACCACCAUGAUGCUGCUCGCCUCCCUCUGGAUCCUCUUCUACCUCUUCCGGACCGUGCGCUGCCCCGACGCCGUCCCCUACCGGGACGCGCACGCCGGCCCCAUCUGGCUCCGAGGUGGGCUGGUGCUGUUUGGGAUCUGCACUCUUGUCAUGGAUGUCUUCAAGACUGGCUACUACUCCAGUUUCUUUGAGUGCCAAUCGGCCAUCAAGAUUCUGCAUCCUCUCACCCAAGCUGUGUUUGUCAUCGUCCAGACUUACUUUCUCUGGGUCUCCGCUAAAGACUGUAUUCACGUCCAUCUGGAUCUGACCCGGUGUGGUCUCAUGUUCACCCUCACCACCAACCUGGCCAUCUGGAUGGCAGCCGUGGUGGACGAGUCCGUGCACCAGACCCACUCCUAUGAUAGUUCCCACAGCAACACCAGCCACCUUCGCCUCGCUCCUGACCCGGAGCGAGCGGGCAGCUCGGUUGGAGGAGACUGUUCCUGCAACACGGCCAUCUGCCAGAUUUUCCAGCAGGGCUACUUCUACCUGUAUCCCUUCAACAUCGAGUACAGCCUUUUUGCCUCCACCAUGCUCUAUGUCAUGUGGAAGAAUGUGGGCAGACUGCUGGCCUCCUCCACCCACGGCCACGGCCACACCCCAUCCCAGAUCAGCCUCUUCCGGGAGACCUUUUUUGCUGGCCCGAUCCUGGGCCUGAUGCUCUUCGUGGUGGGGCUGGCUGUCUUCAUCAUCUACGAGGUCCAAGUGAGUGGGGAGGGGAGCCGCCCCGAGCAGGCCCUGGUCAUCUACUACAGCUUCAACAUCAUCUGUCUGGGGCUCAUGACCUUGGUCAGCCUGAGUGGCUCAGUCAUCUACCGUUUUGAUCGCCGGGCCAUGGAUCACCAUAAGAACCCCACUCGAACCCUGGAUGUGGCGCUGCUGAUGGGUGCCGCCCUGGGCCAGUACGCUAUCUCCUACUACUCUAUUGUGGCUGUGGUUGUGGGCACACCCAGGGACCUACUGGGGGGGCUCAACCUAGCCCAUGCUCUGCUCAUGAUUGCCCAGCACACCUUCCAGAAUGUGUUCAUCAUCGAGAGCCUCCAUCGGGGACCACCCGGGGCUGAAUCUCAUGAUACCACCCCCAAGGAGUCCUGCCAUGGCCUUACCUUUGCCAACGCGGAUGCCCUCCACACCUUGCCGGCCUGCCCACCCACUCCCAGGCUGGUUGGCACCAGCCAUGGCCUUACCUUUGCCAACAUUGAUGCCCUCCACACCUUGCCUGCCUGCCCACCCACGCCCAGACUGGUUGGCACCAACCCAGGGGGACCUCAGGAAGCAGUGGCCAUCAUCUUGGCCCCCAGGAGCCACUGGAGACGCCGGUGCCUGAAGGACAUGUCUCUGUUUCUUCUGCUCUGCAAUGUCAUCCUGUGGAUCAUGCCUGCCUUUGGAGCCCGCCCUCACUUCAGCAACACUGUGGAGGUGGACUUCUAUGGCUACUCACUCUGGGCAGCCAUCGUCAACAUCUGCCUGCCCUUCGGCAUCUUCUACCGUAUGCACGCUGUCUCCAGCCUGCUGGAGGUCUAUGUCUUGUCCUGAAGGCCCUCACAGAGACAUAUAGGGGUGGGGCUCGGUUCAUGUGCCCACUCAGAGACCCCCCCAGGAAAGAACCCCAGGCUGGCAGUCACUGUGCCACAUUAGCACCCAUUCCCCACGGGCCCCAGGGUAGAAUUUUCACAAAAGUUAUUUUUCCAGGAUGAGUUUUUAAAUCACAAUCAGGACAUACCCACCCACCCCAGUAUAAUCCUGGAACUUGGAGUGACCAGGGAGGGGAGACCUCUCCCUAUAAUAUCCAGGACCAGGCAAGAUCCGGAAGUGUCCGCAGCUCUGGUGCCACCCCUGACCCCAGCCCUGUGGCCUGGAGCUGGAACUGCCUUUGGUUUGCCCCUCCAUCCCCCACUUCUUGUCUCAGCCACCCCAUCUGAGACGAUCUAGGAGAGACUCUUGGAAGUCAGAGCUGGAAGGAACCCUGGAGAUUUUCAGGUCUCCAGCUUUUCAGUGAGUGAGCCAAAUCUGAGUUACAGACUGGUUAUAGACCUGUCAGCACCUGGGUGUCUGGGAGGGGCUGGACAGAGUACACGGGCUGCCAUCUUCCUCUUCCCCUUAUCCUCAAAUGACAAAUACAUUUGUUUAUGUGUUCCACAAAGCGUGAAAGGUUAAGAUAGAUGGACCUAGUCCAGCUACCAUUUUACAAAGGAAACUGAGGCCCAGAGAGGUAAAGUGACUUGCCCAAGGUCACAGAGCUAAAGAGAGCCAGAGCCUUUCUACUAAGGAUUAUAAUUUUCCAACAGCAGAACUUCUUCUUCCUUAAAUAAAAUAUUUCAAGAACCCAAGUUUAUAACAUAAA